Messenger RNA from Osmerus eperlanus (European smelt), 3100 nucleotides. RefSeq names its product myeloperoxidase-like. NCBI's taxonomy places the organism in Eukaryota, Metazoa, Chordata, Actinopteri, Osmeriformes, Osmeridae. Gene Ontology annotation, molecular function: peroxidase activity; heme binding. The transcript is spliced from 16 exons. Gene Ontology annotation, biological process: response to oxidative stress. The coding region runs from base 54 to 2372 and encodes 772 amino acids. The record is from RefSeq and is a predicted model, not a curated record.
AUAACACUAGACUGAUCUUCCAAUUCAUGCAGUUGUAAAAGACUCACACAGAGAUGAAUCUCCUUCCCUCUCUCCUUCUGACGUUGGGCUUGGCGCUGACACUCAACUACUCUGUCCUAUCAGAGGCAAGCUUGGGCAGCCCCUUCAUACAAAGUGCACUGGAGGAGGCAAAGAGAAUUGUGGACGAUGCCUAUAAGUACUCCAGAGAGAAGAGUCUGGCCAAAGUGCGUAGCGAGUCAGUCAAGCCUUCAGAUGUGCUACGUCUUUACAAGCAACCGCGCAGAGACACACGGUCCGCCGUGAGAGCUGCAGACUACAUGGAGAACACCCUGAGACUGAUCAAAGCCAAUGUACACCAUGCACACAAACGCUCCAUCAACGUAAUUAAUGCAACAGAUAUACUCUCAGACGAGGAUCUUGAAACCAUCGUCAGAGUAACUGGCUGUGCGGCCAGAGUAAGGCCUCCAUCCUGUCGUUCCACCCCCAACGUCGACAAGUAUCGCACAGCCACAAGUAUCUGCAACAACUUGAAGAACCCUUUCUUCGGAGCCUCCAACACCCCCUUCACACGCCUGAUACCUGCCCAGUAUGACGAUGGUGUCUCUGAGCCUAUAGGCUGGGACCAAAAUAAGAGGUUUAACAACUUCGUGCUUCCUCUGGUCAGGGAGGUCUCAAACCUCAUUGUGAACACAACGGAUGAGGCCGUGGAGAGCGAUCGAGAGUUCACCCAUCUCGUGACCAUGUUUGGCCAGUGGAAUGACCACGACCUGACAUUCACGCCUUUCUCCCCUAGCAUCCGCUCUUUCAGCAAUGGCCUGAACUGCGACGACAGUUGUGAGCGCUCAGAACCCUGCUUCCCCAUCCCAAUUCCACGGCGGGACCCUCGCAUUCCCUUUGGCCCCAACAACUGCAUCCCUGUCUUCAGAUCUGCACCUGUCUGCGGCACAGGAAACACAGCCUACAUGUUUGGCGGUGUGAGCAAUAAGAGGGAGCAGAUCAAUGCUCUAACGGCCUUCCUAGACCUAGGACAAGUGUAUGGUUCAGAGGAGGAGCUGGCUUUGAAGCUCCGUAACCUGACCGAUGACGGCGGCCUUAUGCGCGUCAACACCAACUUUACAGACAACGGGCGGGAGUUGCUACCCUUCUCCACCCUAAAGAGCAACAUGUGCGCUACGCGCAAAAGGAUCACCAAUGACACAAAUGCCAAGGAGGUGCCCUGUUUCAUUGCAGGUGAUGCACGUGUGGAUGAGAAUAUCGCCUUGACAUCCAUUCACACACUCUUUGUGCGUGAGCACAACCGCCUGGCUCGUCAGCUGCGUAGCAUUAACCCACAGUGGGACAGUGAGACACUCUACCAAGAGGCCCGCAAGAUUCAGGGCGCCUACGCCCAGAUUUUAGUCUUCCGGGACUACCUGCCUCACAUUGUGGGCCCAGAUGUGAUGAACCGUGAGCUAGGUCGCUAUCCUGGUUACAAUGAGGCUAUUGAUCCAAGUAUCGCCAACGUGUUUGCUACGGCUGCAUACCGCUUUGCCCACCUCGCCAUCCAGCCCGUGGUGUUCCGUGUUGACCAAAACCUCAAUGAGAAUCGUAGUUUUCCCAGCGUACCUCUAUUUGAGGCCUUCUUCACCCCCUGGAGAGUGGUGUUUGAGGGUGGUAUUGACCCUCUACUCCGUGGUUUGAUAAUUCGUCCGGCCAAAUUGGGUACUCAGGACCACAUGAUGGUGACCGCUUUGAGGGAUAGACUGUUCCAGUUUGUUAUGCACAUAGCUCUGGACCUGGCCUCUCUAAACAUGCAGAGAGGACGUGACCACGGACUGCCCGGUUACAACACGUGGCGCCGGUUAUGUGGGCUCUCUGAGCCCCAAAAUGAACGCGAGUUGGCACAGGUCCUGAACAAUGCUGCACUGGCCCGCAGGCUUCUACAGCUUUAUGGCACACCAGCCAACAUUGAUGUUUGGCUGGGAGGCGUGGCCGAGCCCUUUGUUCAGGAUGGACGUGUGGGUCCACUCUUCGCCUGUCUCAUAGCCAACCAGUUUAAGAGGAUUCGCCAGGGAGACAGGCUGUGGUACGAGAAUCCAGGCGUCUUCAGCUCAAGGCAGAGAGCUUCCCUGAUGUCCGUCUCUUUGAGUCGGAUCAUCUGUGAUAACACUGGAAUCAACAUGGUCCCCCGCAACCCCUUCCUCAUUAGGUCGAUGUCAAACCCUCUUGUCAGCUGCAACGGCCUCCCUUCCCUCAACCUCUCACCCUGGAGAGAGAGACCCUGUGAGACAGGCUCAACAGGCAGUUGCAAGAAUGACAUCGAAAAUGAGAUUGUUUACAAGGACCUGCUGGGCCCCCAGGACCCCCAGGAGAACGAGGUCCUGAAGGCAUGAGAGGUCCCUCCGGACACCCUGGUUCCAACAGCAACGAUACCCAGCAACUAGGGAUGGGCGUAUAUAAAAAAUAUAUAUAUCUCGAUAAUGUAAAAUGUUAAGCCUAGUUUCCCUCUUCUUAGGCUUUGAGGAACCUGUCAGUAGGUUAGUUAGUUUCAUUAAAAUAUAAGUGAUAUUGCGCUGCACUCGAGAGCCUAUACGAUUUGUCUGUCGUGCUACAUGUAAAAUCUGAAUGAUUGUCUCACGAAAAUAGACGUAAUGUUGAGCUGCACUUGAGAAACAAUGUUGAUGUUGUGCUACACUGUCCUAUGAUCGGAACGAGGGUAAUAUGUGAAUUAUGUUGUAGUUGCGACUGCUGUUAUCAUAGUCACUGUCUGGUAAAAGCGAGCAUCCUUCUUUGUAUUCAUUUGUACGAAUCACUUUUAGUAGAACUAUUCACUUUUGCUUCUUGAUUACUUGCUAUUAGAGGCUACUUACUAAAUGCACUAUAUGCCAAUUGUAAUAGAAUCGUCUGAUAAAUGAGUAUAGCUACAUUAUUUUAGGUCCCUCCUACCAGAAUUCAACUUCUAUUUCCCUCUCAGUAAACUACUUGCCACACAACUGUUUUGUGUUUACAAUCAUAUCCAUUUUAUAGAUCCUGCUUCCCACAGCCUUGUUAGUAUCUUCCUAUUUGCAAUGUACAGUGCUUCCUUUGUGAAUGGCUAGUGAAAAACAUCUAAUAAAUGAUG